AUUAAAAUGCCCAACCAUCCCAUCAGCGCUUAUAGGAAUGGUUGAAGGAGCGGUUGACCCUCACCAACAAAGUGUGAACCAAAAGGUGGUGACCAACUUUCUCAAUCUUCCUCCUCCCCAACAAACCUUCUUCAUUUUCUCCUCCUUCUUCUUGGCGUUCCCUUCACUCACUACCCGACUCUAUCUCCUUCUUUUCCCACCGUCAUCCGAUGGCGGUCGCUUUCACUCCGAUAUGUCCUCGAAGACCCAUCAAGCUUUUGCCUUGUUAAGCCCUCUCGCGAGAUACCCACUGGGAAAAUGAAGCGUCUCUCCCUGAUUUACUCAAUCAUGGAGAGAAAAUGGAUCUUUCCUUUAGCCAUCGGUUCCAUCUUCUCGCUAGUUUUACUCUUCUUAACCACAUUGAUCACUUCCGAUGGUACGCCUACCAAUGGUUCUCCGUACCCCUCUGUGGUUUUUCCGUUUGGGUUCGGCUACCGCGACGGGAAGCCACUCUUCGUGGAGUCUAAAUUGGCGUCGUCUUCUCCGUCCACUGCCCUGCCUCCUCCCUGUAGACUUGCUUAUUUGAUCUCUGGUACUGUCGGUGACGGCGAGAGGUUGAAGAGGACUCUUCAAGCGGUGUACCAUCCUCUUAACAGCUACGUAGUUCAUCUGGAUCUCGAGGCGCCCCCGAAGGAGAGGAUUUCGCUUUUCAAUUACGUAAGGAAAGAUCCGGUGUUUUCGAGAUUCAAGAAUGUUCAUGUGAUUACGAAGUCGAAUCUCGUCACUUACAGAGGGUCGACGAUGGUGGCCAACACGCUGCACGCUGCGGCAUUGCUGCUGAAGAAGGGGGGAGAGUGGGAUUGGUUCAUUAACCUCAGUGCUUCGGACUACCCUCUUGUCACUCAAGAUGAUCUGUUGCACACCUUUUCAUAUUUGCCGCGUGAUUUGAACUUCAUUGAGCACACGAGUAAUAUUGGAUGGAAAGAAUUCCAGAGAGCUAAGCCCAUUAUAAUAGAUCCUGGACUCUACUUGACGAAGAAAGCAGACGUUUUCUGGGUGACACAGAGAAGGAGUGUCCCUACUGCAUUUAAACUCUUCACAGGUUCUGCUUGGGUGGCACUUUCUCGGGCUUUCAUCGAGUACUGCAUAUGGGGUUGGGACAAUCUGCCAAGGACUGUUCUGAUGUAUUAUGCUAAUUUCCUUUCCUCCCCUGAAGGAUACUUUCACACUGUUAUAUGUAAUGCACAUGAAUUCAGGAACACGACUGUUAACAGCGAUUUGCAUUACAUAUCUUGGGACAACCCUCCGAAGCAGCACCCUCACUACCUUACUCUGAACCAUUCUCAACGCAUGGUAGACAGUAAUGCACCUUUUGCAAGGAAAUUUUAUAGAGAUGAUCCAGUGCUUGACAAGAUUGAUGCAAAGCUUUUAGAUCGUGGCAGUGGAAGGCUCGUUCCAGGAGGCUGGUGUAUUGGAGACAGGGAAAAUGGGAGUGAUCCUUGCUCUGUCGUUGGUGAUACAACAGUACUCAAGCCUGGUGCAGGCUCCUGGAGACUGGAGCACCUUAUGGUGGAUCUACUUUCAAAGGAAAAAUUCAGACCAAGGCAGUGUGUUUGAAGAGGUGCUGCUGCUCUAGAAAUGGCCAUAUGAGGUUUACCUUCCCAUGCCUUGAGCCUGUCUUUGCGACUGCACAAGGUUGAUUCUUUUGCUGGAGCUAUUAUUCUUGUAAAUACUGUUGCAACUGGCAUUGAAAGAGUUCAUGUCCUACUCGGCCUGCAAGGAAAGUGGUGCCCUCUUUCUGCUGUCCCUGUAUUCAAGCUUGCUCCACCUGGGCCUUUCUUUUCUGGCUUGCCUGGCCUCUAUCAUAUGUUACAGUGCUUUUAUUGAAUUAAUACGAUUCAGAGAUAGAUAAUCCUUUUGCCUCAAAAAAUGGGAGCUUUUGGUUGGACUCCUAAUUUUUUACUGAACCUGCAAAUUUGCCCUGACAAGGAAAUGAAUGAGCUUGGCAGCAUUAAAUAUUGCCAAAUUGAAGCACCAGGUCAUCAGUUUUGCAUUCUUUUUUGGUCUGGCAGAAACAAUGGCCAACUCUGGUAGAAGGAACGAAGCUUUUUGAUUUGUUACAUGCAGCUGCUGGAAAGGUGCUGCUUAUGCAUCCUUGAGAAAAAGGCAAGCCUGCCCUUUAUCAAGUUUUCAUUUGACGCUACUGUGAGAUUCGAUAGGGGGAGACUUGUGAUUUAACUGCUGCAUUCCUUUUUAUCUUUGUGAUUUAGUUUCUUCAUCCCUUUCUAUGUUUAUCUGUAUCCAAAACAAUUCUGAAAGACCAUUAUUGUGGACCGCCAACUGCUGCCUUCGCUGUUGCAUUAGCAGCAUUAAGCAGAAUUACAAAUUUAUGUUCUGAUACAGCAAGUCAUUAGAUCCAAAUCCAU
Molecule: messenger RNA, 2405 nt
Organism: Nymphaea colorata (pocket water lily)
Lineage: Eukaryota; Viridiplantae; Streptophyta; Magnoliopsida; Nymphaeales; Nymphaeaceae
Product: beta-glucuronosyltransferase GlcAT14B-like
Exons: 4
Coding region: 298-1596 (432 amino acids)
Cellular component (GO): membrane
Molecular function (GO): glucuronosyltransferase activity
Source: RefSeq, a predicted model, not a curated record